Molecule: messenger RNA, 4210 nt
Organism: Gossypium arboreum
Lineage: Eukaryota; Viridiplantae; Streptophyta; Magnoliopsida; Malvales; Malvaceae
Product: disease resistance protein RPV1
Exons: 7
Biological process (GO): defense response; signal transduction
Molecular function (GO): protein binding; ADP binding
Source: RefSeq, a predicted model, not a curated record
CUGAAUUUCUUCGGGCAGUUGUAUGAACUGGUGGAAGGAUUGACCCACCACAGAUUGGGAACUGCCACUUGACUGCUACUAAUAUCUGCUUUGCCAUCCAUAUAUAUAUAUAUAUAUAUGCUGGAACCUUGUUAUUACAUAAAAAAAAAUACAGGACGACUUCAUUUUCUUCUUCAAUGGCAAUGUCAGAAAUCUCGCGAUGUACUUAUCAUGUAUUCUUGAGUUUUAGAGGUGCAGAUACGCGCAAAAGUUUCACGGAUCAUCUUUACACAGCUCUGGUGCGCUUAGGAAUUCAAACAUUUAGAGAUGAUGAGGAAAUCGAGAGAGGGAAUAACUUAAAAGAUGAAAUUGAAAAAGCAAUACUACACCACUCCAAAAUUUCUAUCGUUGUUUUCUCAAAGAAUUAUGCUGCAUCCACAUGGUGUCUUAACAAACUUGUAAUGAUAUUGGAGCACAAGAAAUCCUCUAAACACAUUGUGUUGCCAGUUUACUAUGAUGUGGAACCGAGUCAAGUCAAGAACCAGACGGGAAGUUAUGCAGAAGCAUUUACCCAACAUGAACAAAACUUCGAGUCCGAAGCCAACAUGAUACAAAGAUGGAGGAAUGCUUUAAAAGAAGUUGCGGAUAUAGGAGGCAUGGUUCUACAAGAUAGGCAUGAAUCACAAUUCAUUCAAGAUAUUGUUAAGGAAGUUCAAAAUAAACUUCAUCUUAUUACUUUGUAUGUCCCUCUUUAUUUAGUUGGAAUAGAUUUUAUUGUGAUACAAAUUAAUCAGUGGUUAGAACAAGAUGGAGAAAAUAAAGUUGGCAUUGCAACAAUUUAUGGCAUUGGAGGCAUUGGGAAGACAACCAUUGCCAAAGUUGUUUACAAUCAAAACAUCCCGAGGUUUGAAAGUUUUAGUUUCCUUGCUCAUGUUAGAGAAACAAGUCAAGAUUACAAUGGCUUAGUUCGUUUGCAAAGACAACUUAUUUCAGAUAUCCUUAAAGGAAAAUCAUAUAAAAUAUACAAUACAGAUAAUGGAAUUAACAAGAUCAAAGAAAUUGUAUGUUGUAGAAGAGUUCUUCUUGUUCUUGAUGAUGUUGAUGAAUUGGAAAAAAUAAGAAAACUAAUGGGAACUCAAAUUCCUUUUCAUCCGGGAAGUAAAAUUAUCAUAACUAGUAGAAACCGAUGCCUAUUGAAUGCACAUUUUAUAAGCCAAAUGUUUGAUUCAGAAGCAUCAACUAGUUGUGGAGGCUUAAGCAAGCUAUUUGAAGUAAAAGAAUUAGCUUCGAGUGAAUCGCUACAACUUUUUAAUUGGUAUGCUUUUGGUCAUAACUUUGUGCCUGAAAGUUCAAUGGCAUAUGCAAGAAGUUUAGAGAAACACUGUGGUGGGCUUCCAUUAGCUCUUCAAGUUUUGGGCUCUUCACUAUCUAGCAAAAGAGUGAGUUCUUGGAAAAGUGCAUUGGAGAAAUUGGAAGAAAUCCCUGACAGCAAAAUUCAAAAGAUUUUAAGAAUAAGCUAUGAUUCUUUGGAAGAUGAUCAUGACAAAAAUUUAUUCCUUGACAUAGUUUGUUUAUUCAUUGGGAAGGAUAGAGAUUGCACGACUACAAUUUUAGAUGCUUGUGAUUUUUAUACAACAAUUGGAAUUGAAAAUCUAGUAGACAGGUCUCUCGUAACCAUUAAUGAAAACAACAAGUUAAUGAUGCACCAAAUGGUUAGAGAUAUGGGACGAGAAAUUAUUCGUCAAGAAUCUUCUGAUAUUGGAAAACGAAACAGAUUGUGACAUAAAGACGCAUUUGAUGUAAUAAAGGAAAAGAUUGGUUCCAAAACAAUUAAGUGCCUCACACUUGACCUAAAAGGAUUGCUAGAAGACAAGGCUAAAAGGACAAAUACAACUCUACAUUUUUCAAGGCAUUCCAAAAGUCAGUUUCUCAUGUCAAAUGAUGUUGAUAUGGAAACUCAAGCAUUUGCGAAGAUGAAGAGACUUAAACUGCUUCAACUAGAUUAUGUAAGAUUUAAAGGGGACUUCAAAGACUUUCCCAAAAGAUUAAGAUGGUUACGUUGGCAUGGGUUUUGUAUGCAAUCUUUUCCGGUAGAUUUUGAUAUCAAUGAACUAGUUGUUCUCGACAUGCGCAACAGUAAACUUAAACAAGUUUGGAAGGAUACAGAGUGUCUCCCAAAUUUAAAGAUCCUUAAUCUCAACCAUUCACAUAGCCUUCUUAAAACCCCAAGCUUUUCAGGACUCCCUAGCCUUGAGAAGUUGAUGCUCAAAGAUUGCAUAAAUUUGGUAGAAGUUGAUCAAUCCAUUGGUGAGCUAAAGAUGCUUACUUUCUUGAACCUUAAAGAUUGCACUAGUCUUAGGCAUCUUCCAAGGACAAUUGGUUCAUUAAUAUCACUUGAAGAGCUUAUCUUAUCUGGUUGUUCAAGACUUGAUGAUGUUCCUAGGGAGUUGCAUAAUAUGGAAUCAUUGAAGGUGCUUAAUUUAGAUGAAACUUCCAUAUAUCAAUCUAGAUUGGGGUUGCAUUGGCUCUUACUGAAAAGAAGCAAAGGAUUGGGUUUCUCUUGGGCAUCUCUACCGGGCUCUUUGGUAAAGUUAAGCCUUGAAAGUUGCAAAUUAUCUAAUGAUGUCAUGCCCAAUGAUCUUUGUAACUUGGCUUCCUUGAAAUCCUUAAAUUUAAGUAGAAACCCAAUUCAUUACCUACCCGAAAGCUUAAAAAACCUUACAAAACUUGAUGAACUUCUAUUGACUUCUUGCACUGAACUCCAAAUGAUUCCAAAGCUUCCGGUCUUGUUCAAUGUUUUUGACUGCAAAUUUAUUUUUGGAGACAAUUCUCCAUUUCAAGAUUAUACGGUAAUUCGUCCAUGGUUCUUUUCUUCCACACGAUGUGUUAUUUUUGGAUGUGAAAAUUUGACUGAGGUUGAAGAUCUAUUCAAGUUGGAACCAAUUGAAAACUUUGAAGCAGAAGAGAUUAGAAGAUUAUUCAACGUGGAUUCCAUUAACAGAAAUCGACUGCAACUUUAUAGCUACCUAACAGACAGCAUAAGGGUAGCUACCCCACAGGUCUUGCAGGAAUAUGGUAUAACAAGCACAUUUGUUGUAGGAAGUGAAGUUCCGAUUGGGUUUAAGCAUCGCACUGACGAGCAUCGAAUCUCUUUUUUUCUGCCAACACCAUCUCAUCCAGAUGAAAAGAUCCAUCGGUUCAGCUUAUGCAUUGUUUUCUCUUUAGCUAGUGAUCAAAUGUUGGAGCUUCUACCAACUGUCCACAUUUUCAAUGAGACCAAAAAGAUCAUGCUGAGAUAUCGCUCAAGUUUCAUUGGAAUUCCUCAGACUAACGAUAACACAAUGUUGUGGUUGAUUCAUUGGCCAGUAACGGACUGUCAGUUUGAAGGUGGUGAGCUUGUGAGUUGCAUGGCAGUGCCUAUUCAUCUUAGCAUAAGAAAAUUUGGCGUUACUUAUGAUUCAGAACACAACACUAGAUAUGAAUAUGGCUUUUCGCACUUAUCUACAGGAGAUGAAGUUUCCACAAGAAAUAUCAAGAUGGACAUAACUAAACACUUGCUCAGUUUGGAAUCUUAUGGAAAUGUUAAAGUGCAGCUUUGCAGUUAUAUAGAAGAAUCAAAAGUAGUUGCUUCCCCACAGGUACUAUACGAUUAUUGCAUAAUUACAGCAUUUGAUCCAUUGCCAUUUGAUCUCUAUGGCCAGUACUUUGGCCAUCAAGCUGGCAAGACUGAGGUUUCUAUAUCAGUGCCCCAAAACUCUAGUCGAAAGAUUAGUUGCUUCUUAAAUUCGAUUAUCAUUUUUUCUGCCAAGGAUGAUAAAACAUAUGAAUUUUUACCAUGCCUUGAAAUUGUGAACGAGUCCAAAGGUAUAAAGUGGACCUACUCUAAACAUUUCAUGGGAAUUCCUGAAACUAAGAAUACCUUAUACUGGACGACUUGUUGGAACUUUAAGGGUGAUGAAUUAGAAGCUGGUGAUCAUAUUAGUCUUCGGGUUCUUUCAGAUUUAUCUGUGCUAGAAUUUGGUAUUGACCUUGUAUAUGAUUAUGAGCUAGACGACAACUCAAAUUUUUUCAGUCAGUUGCCAUGGAUGAGUAAAUGUUUUAAGUUUCUUCUCGGGGUUUUUGUUAAUAUUUUGUCGAAAUCCCAAAGAAACUUCUAUAGGUUGCAUUAUUGUAUAUGAUUAUCAAUUGCAUAGUCACUUUAUAUAUUAAUAGACAAAAGUUUCUAGCUGUA